Pogoniulus pusillus (Red-fronted tinkerbird) is the source of this 1588-nucleotide messenger RNA. Its product is annotated as E3 ubiquitin-protein ligase RNF182-like. The transcript has 2 exons. NCBI's taxonomy places the organism in Eukaryota, Metazoa, Chordata, Aves, Piciformes, Lybiidae. The record is from RefSeq and is a predicted model, not a curated record. The coding region runs from base 187 to 903 and encodes 238 amino acids.
UCGCCGUUGCCAGGCCAACGCCGCGGGGAUGCCGCCGGCCCCUGCGCCGGGGCGGCCUCCGCAGCGCGGCGGGCACCGCGUCCCAGCCCACUCCAUGGGACUCCCGGGACCCCGGGUAUCUACCCACGGCCACCGACCGCCCUGGAGCCCCAGCGGAGAGCAGCCCCCCAGCAACCCGCCGGGAGCAUGGCCCAGCCGGACAGCGAGCAGGGGCUGCAGGCAGUGCCCCCCGAGCUGGACUGCACCAUCUGCUACAGCCGCUAUGAUGCCCGCGCCCGCAGACCCAAACUGCUCCUCUGCGGCCAUCGCCUCUGUACCAGGUGCCUGCACAAGAUGGUGGCACUGGGGGACACGUCGCCCCACCAGCUGCGCUGCCCCUUCUGCCGCCAGCACAGCCCGGUGCCCGGCGGGGACGUGCAGCGGCUGCAGGACGAUGGUGAGGCGCUGGCAUUGCUGACGGGCGCUGAGAGGCCCAAGAAGCAAGGUCCCUCCCGAUCCCCUGAGGUCCUGCUCUGUCCCAGUGUGCUGGAGCCUGCACCUGGCCCUGAUUGCUUGGUCGUCACCAUCCUGGAGGUGCCCGAGGACGUGGCCCUGCCAGAGAGUUUGAACGGGAUGGAGGUGGUGCGGCUGUACCGCCCUGACAGCCUGGUCAUGCUGCCCUGCCAUGGCCCCGGGCAGAAGUGCCGCUCCUGGGGCUGGCAAGCAGUCCCCCACUUCAUCCUGGGCGUCCUCUGCCUGCUCUAUUUCAGCUCCCUGCCCUUUGGCAUCUACCUCCUGCUCAUCGAGCACCACAGCCUGGGCAUUGUCCUGGUCAGCCUCGUGCCCGCUACUCUCCUCCUCUGCAUCGUCUACAGCCUCUGCCAGUGCCUGUGCCGGGAGGUCUUUGGGUUCCCCCACUCCUGACCCUGCACAGCCCAGCCCUGUGCCCGCACAGCUGUGGCUUCGGGCACCUCCGAGCAUUGUCCCUCGGGUGGAGGUGUUCGCCGUGGCUGAGCCACAACAUGGAGACCUGCCUGGGCUACGGGGAGAUGCUUGGUGCCUGUUGGCUUCCCAGGCAGAAGAGCUCCAGCUUUGCCAAGUGAGAGCCCACGCCAGAGUGGUUGCAGGAGCUCCUUGCAGCCUUCAAGGGAUCAGGUCAGCCCUUCAGCUCCUCCUCAUCUUCCUCCAGAAACAGAGAUGCGCUGGGCUGAGAGCAAAGCAGCAACCAAGGGACAGAUUCCACCCAAGGACGUGUGGAUGCUUGGUGCUGCGGCCGGGGGCGCCCUGGCCGCUGGACACUGCCCAGCGCCGGCGGGAGAGGGACGGGCAGAGCCCGGGGGCUCCUGUGGCCGGCCCGGCCACGGCCUCGUGUCCGUAUGUAGAUAGCUGUGUCCGCGGCACCGCGUUCUGGCAACGCCGCUCCCAUUCCACCCGCGGCUGUUUCCCACCCGUGUGAGUCUCGUGCUGGCCUCUGAUGUGUCCGUGGAAGGCGGGGGGGGUGGGGGGUGGGUGUCGGCUGGAGUGUACAGAUGUUGUUGCAGCUGUUUGGCAGUCUUCACGCAGAGCCCCCAGGCUUUAUCUAAACUCCUUGGGUUGUGCUGUGCAAGGA